GUGGUGGGCUGCGGGAACUCGGAGCUGAGCGAGCAGAUGUACGACGUGGGGAUGUGCGAGGAUAUCGUGAACAUCGACAUCAGCGACGCAGUGAUCCGUCAGAUGCAAGAGCGGAGUGGGAGCAAGAGGCCAAAGAUGAGCUACCUGCUGAUGGACGCGCUUCAGAUGGACUUCCCUGACGCCCACUUCCAGGUGGUCCUGGACAAAGGCACCCUGGAUGCCAUCCUCACCGAUGAAGAGGAAGCCACGCUAGCCAAGGUGGACAAGAUGUUUGCCGAGAUCAGCCGGGUCCUGCAGGUAGGAGGGCGCUACCUCUGCGUCUCCUUGGCUCAAGCCCACGUACUGAAGAAAGCAGUGGAAUACUUUUCCCGGGAAGGCUGGGUCGUACGUGUCCAUCAGGUGGCCGGCAGCGGGGACAAGCAGCAGUUUGUCCUACCGGUCUUUGUCUACGUCAUGACAAAGUUCAGGAAGGUUCCCGGCUCAGCGCCGCAGAUCCUGGAGAUCUGCCCCGAGGAGCAGGACAAGCCGAUGCGGGUGGAGAGCACGGAGCGGCUGGUGGCAGCGGUGAAGGACAGGCAGCAUUACGCCCUGCUCUGCAGCCAGCUGAGCAAAACCCCCUGCGCGGAGCAGGUUUCCCUGGAUCUGUGUGACAAAGAGAGCGGGAGGCCUCGCUACACGCUGCAUGUGGUCGAUAGCCCCUUGGUGAAACCUUCCUGGGACAAUCGCUUCGCCAUCUUCAUCAUCCCACAGGGCAGAGAAACCGAGUGGCUCUUUGGGACGGAGGAAGGGCGGAGGCAGCUGGCCGCCAGCGCGGGCUUCGGGCGCCUGGUCACUGUGGCCCUGCACCGGGAGCAGCGCUACGAGGGCAUGGCCGGUAUCCAGGCGGAGCUGUCGGGGAAGGUGAUGGAGCUGGCCCCGCCGGGCCUCCCUGCCCGGCAGCAGGUACCCUUCCUGUCCGUGGGAGGAGACAUCGGGGUGCGGACAGUGCGGCACCGUGACACCAGCCCCAUGAGCGGAGAGUACGUCGUGGAGGACGUGAAGGGGGACGGCACCUGCUACUUCCGCCGCCUCGUCUUCCUCUGCAACAGGAACGUGGUGCAGUCGGAGGCUCGGCUCCUGGCCCCCACGGCUCUCCCAGGCCAGAAGAAACGGAGGAAGGACAAGAAGAAACCCAGCCCCGCUGAGCUACCUGCAGCCAUCGACAAGAGCUACCUGUGCUGCGAGCACCACAAGGCCAUGGUCGCAGGGCUCUGCCUGCUGGGGGGCCCCGACCCUCUCCCAGGUGACGAGGCUGUGCUGGGGGCAGACGCACGUGUGUCCCCACGCCCCAGCUCCUUGGGGAGGGGCUUUCCUGGCCAAGGUGCCCCAUGCACCCUUCCCAAAGCGGUGGCCGCGCUCUGGUUCGGCUGCUCCCAGGGCGACCUGAUGCGGGUGCACAUCUCCGAUGGCCUGGACUAUGUGGCCAAGCUGGCAGCUGAAGCCCCGUCCCAGUACGAUGCCAUCAUGUUUGAUGUGGACAGCAAAGACCUCACGGUGGGGAUGAGCUGCCCACCCCCAGCCUUCGUGGAAAAGACCUUUCUGCAGAAAGUUAAAACCGUCCUCAAGCCAGAAGGCGUCUUCGUGCUCAACUUGGUGUGCCGUGACGCCCGGCUGAAGGAGUCUGUCCUGGCCACCCUCAGGGAGGUCUUCCCGCUGCUCUACGCGCGCCGCAUUGAAGGGGAGGUCAACGAGAUCCUGUUCUGCCAGCCCAGCCCCGAGGGCCGGCGGGACCCCACAGAGCUGGAGGCACGUGCCAGGGCGCUGGAGGGGGCCCUGCGGCAGCCUGG
Balearica regulorum gibbericeps (East African grey crowned-crane) is the source of this 1826-nucleotide messenger RNA. The record is from RefSeq and is a predicted model, not a curated record. NCBI's taxonomy places the organism in Eukaryota, Metazoa, Chordata, Aves, Gruiformes, Gruidae.